Molecule: messenger RNA, 2616 nt
Organism: Neoarthrinium moseri
Lineage: Eukaryota; Fungi; Ascomycota; Sordariomycetes; Amphisphaeriales; Apiosporaceae
Exons: 1
Coding region: 1-2616 (871 amino acids)
Biological process (GO): copper ion import; iron ion transport; intracellular iron ion homeostasis
Cellular component (GO): plasma membrane
Molecular function (GO): ferric-chelate reductase activity
Source: RefSeq, a predicted model, not a curated record
AUGGCGCCCGAGGUGCAAACCUUGGUCCAGGGUGCGACUCGGACACUGGCACAGUUCGCCAAGCGUAUACACAUUCCAUUGACAGCAACUAGCCCGCCAGGUCUAGUGGAAGCGCUGACCGUAGAUCCGUGGGACCAGUCAGGCAAGUAUGCGCUGGGAUGGACGUAUUUCUCCGUCGCCCUGAUGGGCUGCGUCCUGUUUGUGCGCAUCUGGCACUGGUGGCAGGAUAAGAUCCGGCAAGCCAUCUAUAAGCAAGAGGUGGAACAGCACUACGAAAAUUUGUACAGCUUGGAUCCUGGAUAUGCGACGACGGCGAUGCAAACAGGCCAGACAGGGAGGCAUUUCUUCCCGGAGCACGGAGAAGAGAAGAGAGACUUCAAGCCAAAAACCGAUUUCUCUUCCAUAGGCCCCGUGCUCGACGCACUCGCAUUGUUCAGGUGGAUUUUCUAUCGGCCAAUCCCAGAUCUGGUCUGGCGAAAGCGCCGAUUCACCUUUUCCUCGCUAGCUGUACUUGCGGUCGGUUUCGUCGCCUUGGCGUUUGUGGCCUUAUACACAUUCUUACAGCAGCCCUUGUACUGGCAAAGCAUCCAGUAUGGGUCUCCGCCAGUUGCGAUUAGGGCCGGCAUGCUCGCUGUCGCCAUGACUCCGUGGAUUAUUGCCACGAGUAUGAAAGCCAACAUCCUUACAAUCAUCACCGGCAUCGGACCGGAGAGACUCAACGUCUUCCACCGAUGGGCAGGGUACCUAUGCCUAUUCCUCUCGCUGGUACAUACGGUCCCUUUUUAUAUUCAACCAGUGUGGGACGACGGAGGCAUGGCUACCUUCGAGCGACUGUUUCCGGAAGGGAGUGGUGUUAUUUACGGAACGGGAAUCGCCUGCCUGGUUCCACUCGUCUGGCUCUGUGUUGCAUCGCUCCCGUUCAUACGGCGCAUUGCGUUCGAGGUCUUCGUGAUGCUUCACGUGCCAGUAGGGGUGAUCUACGUGGGCGUCCUUUUCUGGCAUACGAAGAACUACCUGGCAUCGUGGGAUUAUCUUUAUGCAUCAGCCGCGAUAUGGGCUUUUUGUUACUUCCUACGACUGUUCAAGCUCAACUGGACUAAACCAUGGCGUUUGUCAUUCAUGGUUGGCGACGAGGCGGCAAUCACUUUGAUGACGGAGAAUGCAAUCAAGGUCACCAUCCCUACGCAGAUGAAAUGGAAACCCGGUCAAUAUGUAUACUUGCGCAUGCCGGGGAUCUCAUUUUUCGACAACCAUCCAUUCACGAUAUCCUCGCUCUGCAGCGAGGAUUUCCCGUCCGAGUACGGCGAGCAGUACCGAGAUUGUGUUCUUGUGUUCAGACCGUAUGGCGGAUUCACAAGAAGAGUACUCGAAACCGCAAUCGAGAAGGGGCCAUUCCACACGUACCGUGCAUAUCUUGAUGGACCAUACGGCGGCAUGCGCCGAGAGUUGGCCGCUUUUGACACGUGCAUUCUCAUUGCAGGUGGCAGCGGUAUCACCUCGCUGAUGUCGCAGUUACUGAACCUCAUCAAGAGGAUGAGGGAUGGCAAGGCCAUCACGAAGAAAGUUGUUGUGAUAUGGGCCCUGAAGCGUCUUGAGGCGAUGGACUGGUUCCGUGAGGAACUCCGGAUCUGCCGCGAAUCAGCGCCCCCUGAGAGUGUGACCUGCAAGUUCUUCGUCACAUCGGCGGUUAGGCAAAGAACGAAUGGCGCCAUUGGGGGAGGCCAACGUGCUCCAGGGCACUUGAGCCACAUGUUCCACGAUAAACUAGACGGCUUCGUUGCAGGCAUUGCUUCCAAGCGCAACUCCACCUACAUCCGGGAUGAGGCGCAGGGAAAUGCGGAUUACGAAGACGAGCUCCGGGCCGAGGAUGAGGACAGGAUAACUGCUCUCCCCCCGCAGCAGUACUUGCAGCCUCAUUAUAUGCCUCCUCAACGAGCGCCGCCCGCAAACCGCGAAUCCGCCCAGGAAGAGUCCCUGGCUAGACUGGAAGGCAGGGAUGAUAGGGCAGAUGAAUAUGACGCGCCAGCCUCAGCGCCAUCAUCAGAAUACCCAGAGGACAAGCCGAAACGGCAGUUCCAUUUCCCACCACUCCAACCGCGUGCAGAACAGAGGCCGCAUUUCAACUACGCACCGCCAUCACCGCGCAACUUCGACGCAUCUAGUAGACAGACUCCUGAAGGCCGCAAUCACGAGUCGUCGCAGGACCUCCCAGGUCCACCAGAACUCGCGCACCUUCGCACGACCAACCUGCCGAACCAAGGGCCGCGCCCCACGUCGACCUUCGGGCCCCCGUCCGGGUUCGACUUCGGGUUCCCCGAAACGCCGACCGAGUUCCAAAAGUCCCUGAUGCGCUUCGCCUUCCCGGUGCCCCACCAGAUCGACGGGGGCUGGAGCGUCGAGUACGGCCGCCCCGACCUGGGCUAUAUGCUCAAGGAGUGGGCGACGGGCGGCGCCGACGGCCGAGGUAUCCUUGGGCGCCGGACGGCCGUCUUCGUGUGCGGGCCGCCGAGCAUGCGGGUCGGCGUGGCCACCACUGUCGCGCGGCUGCAGGCCGAGAUCUGGGGCGACGAUCUCCUAGAGGAGAUCUUCUUACAUACCGAGAACUAUGCCCUCUGA